UGUAAAUGGUGCUGCUUUUUGUCACAUAGCAUCACCAAUCUUCCUUUCCAUAUUAACAAAAAUCAAUAGAUUUUUUAACCAAUCUUAUCACUUACACUUGCCAAUAUCUACAAAGAACCAGGGCACAUAUAAACACAAACACCAGCGCACACACACAACAUGAGGUGGUCACUUGGCGCUGCAAAUGGAGCCACGUUGAGAACAGUUCAAAGGGCUGCAGGAGCCACCAGUGUUGCAACUGAACCAUUAUCACACACCCCUACAAGCCCUUCUCCAAAACCCACCAAAACAUCAUCUUCUUCUUGCAAAUCCACUGCUCAAACCUCCCUUUUGAUCACUACCAGCAACCCUUCUUCUCCUUUUUCGAGGAACCAAAGUUCUACUCCUGUUUCCUGGACUUUUUCUUCAUCUUCUAGUAGUGCUGGUGAUGAUUUUGAUGAGCAAUGGGAGUGUAUUGAUCAUGGGGUGUUUCAAGAAGUUGAGGAUGUAGGGUAUGAGAGUGAUCAUUAUGUGUUUGGGUCUGUGCCUUCUGUUGACGAGGUUCAACAUGCUGUCUCUUCUCUUCAGCAGGUCCUUGAACCAGUGUCCUAUUCACAACUCAUCAGGGACAGAGCUGCUUAUGAUUCAGACAAGGAUGUGGCAAAUUAUACUUAUAGUCCAACUGGUCUGAUCCGCAAAAUUCCUUCAGUUGGGUCGGAAGUUGAUUGGAUGGAACCCUCACUACAGCCAUGGAACUCAAGAUUCUUAAAGCCUCGAGGUUCUGACAGAGUUUGUAAUGCUUUACAUCUAUUGCAUACUGAACCAGCUAUACAGAGAAUGGUGGUAGCAUUAUCAUCUGAUACGGCUGUCUGGGAUGCUGUUAUGAAUAAUGAUGUGGUGCGAGAGCUUAGAGAUUCGUUUGUGAAAGUUGACAAGAAUGUUGGUGAGAGUGCUGACUUAGAUAAGGGCUCUGAUGAUCCAGAAUCAGCAGUGGGAUUAUUGAGUUUGAUUUUCAACAACACAAAGACCAGAAUUAUGGACUUGAUAUACAAGAUAACAGGGGUGAUCAACAAGUUGUUUCUGCCACCUGAAAAUGAGAAAAGUGGAAUAGCUACUGACUUAUUUGAAGCCAAGUUGACAACUUCUUUACUUCUAUCUGUUGUGGUCCUCUUGGUUGUAGUUGUGUCUCGAGCCAGUCGGGCAUGACCAUUUUCACUUUAUCUGGGCCAAUUUGGCUAGGUGGUUAUGGUACUCGUAACUGUAGUUGUCACGAGCCAUUCAGCCUUGAUCGUCAUCCUGUAGUUGUGAGGAGCCAUUUGGGCUUGAUCAUCAUCUGCUGACAUGACUAGGUGUCUCUCUUGUAUGGUUCUGCAGUGAGAGUUUUUUUAGCUCAUUUUACAUUACUUAAGUAGAGUCACGUAGAACAAUGUUACAUUUUGUGUAUAUGAGGCUCUGUAACAUGAAUCUUUGGUUUCUUGAAAAUAAUUUAUUUCUUGCUCCAAAA
Daucus carota subsp. sativus is the source of this 1483-nucleotide messenger RNA. RefSeq lists its product as uncharacterized. The transcript is spliced from 4 exons. NCBI's taxonomy places the organism in Eukaryota, Viridiplantae, Streptophyta, Magnoliopsida, Apiales, Apiaceae. Bases 160 to 1185 code for a protein of 341 amino acids. The record is from RefSeq and is a predicted model, not a curated record.